Molecule: messenger RNA, 3612 nt
Organism: Myripristis murdjan (pinecone soldierfish)
Lineage: Eukaryota; Metazoa; Chordata; Actinopteri; Holocentriformes; Holocentridae
Gene: gipc1
Product: GIPC PDZ domain containing family, member 1
Exons: 7
Coding region: 721-1734 (337 amino acids)
Molecular function (GO): protein binding
Source: RefSeq, a predicted model, not a curated record
UUGUUAGAGAUUAGAGCUGUGGCCUGUAGUCCACUCUUUUGGUAAGGGGAAUCAGUGGUCAAUGUCACAAGGCAUUUUAUUCAAGUCAAAAGUCAAAUGACAAAGCAGAAUAACUGUUAAAAUAUCUUCGGUUGUGCGUUAUUACCGUUAGCGUUACCGUUUACGACUCUCUGAUGGGGACCUGAAGGCGGUACUGUUCCACCCCUGCCUGCACUGGCAGCUAAGCUAAAGCCACAGGAGUGAAGCUAGCGACACACCAUCCUACCCCUGUGCCAGUCAGCGUCCCCUCUCAAACCUGUGGUAGCACGGUUAUAAAGGCUCUGAGGUACCUGAAUGCCCUCCCACACGUAACGUUGUGUGUUAUUUUACUGCAUCAACUCACAGCAGUAAGUAACGUUAGCUCUGCCGGAGUUAGCUUAGCCUGCUAGUGUUACUUGGCUAAAACUCCUGCUCUGUGCUGAAGAUGACCAAUUUCACCCUGGUGGACUUACAAAUCUAGCGAUGUAAACUGUCCCGAUCCCUGAUAAUUCAAGUAGUGCCUCCAUAAACAAACAACAAGCCUCAGACUGAAGGACUGUGACGUGAACAGAUAGUGUCGUGCCUGAUUUGGCAGUCGACUGGUGAAGACGGUGUAUGUUGGGCUGGACUAUAGUGUAGCUCCCCAACGCAGCAGUGGGCCUCCUCUCCCUCCUUUCCCUCUAGUCUACCAGUGGGACUACUAUGCCUCUGGGCCUGGGAAGAAGAAAGAAGGCGUCCCCGUUAGUUGAGAACGAGGAAGCGGAGCCCAUCCGCGCAGGUCUCAAUGUCCCAGGUAUGGAUGCCCUAGAUGGAGGUGUCGUUGGGCUGGGAGAAGGUGCCACAUCUGAGGGUCUGCCGCCCCCACCCAGCAGCCUGCGGCCUCGCCUCAUCUUCCACACCCAGCUCGCUCAUGGCAGCCCUACAGGACGCAUCGAGGGCUUCAGUAAUGUGCGGGAGCUUUAUGCCAAGAUUGGCGAAGCUUUUGGGAUCCCUCCAGCUGAAGUUAUGUUCUGUACACUGAACACUCAUAAGGUGGACAUGGAGAAACUGCUGGGAGGGCAAAUUGGGCUAGAGGACUUUAUUUUUGCCCACAUUAAAGGCCAGCGGAAGGAAAUAGAGGUGUUUAAAGGAGAGGACGCACUAGGGUUGACUAUAACCGAUAAUGGAGCUGGUUAUGCUUUCAUCAAGAGAAUCCGGGAGGGCAGCAUCAUCCACCAGAUCCAGGUCAUCAACGUUGGGGACAUGAUCGAGUCAAUCAAUGGCCAUGGCCUGAUAGGCUGUCGACACUACGAGGUGGCCAAGAUGCUGAAGGAGCUGCCCAAAGGGAAGGAAUUCACCAUCAAACUGGUGGAGCCUCUCAAGGCCUUUGACAUGAUCAGCCAGCGGUCUGGAGGAUCCAGGUCAGCCUCAGGGGUGCAGCUGGGCACAGGCAGGGGCACCCUGCGCUUGAGAUCCAAGGGUCCCGCUACUGUGGAGGAACUGCCCUCUGCAUUCGAGGAAAAGGCCAUUGAGAAGGUGGAUGACCUUCUGGAGAGCUACAUGGGUAUCAGAGACAGCGAACUAGCGGCUACCAUGGUGGAGCUGGGGAAGGAUAAGAAGAAUCCUGACGAAUUUGCCGAGGCUUUAGACGAGACGCUGGGAGACUUUGCCUUCCCAGAUGAAUUUGUUUUUGAUGUCUGGGGUGCCAUCGGCGAUGCUAAGGUCGGCCGGCUGUAACCAUGGAAACCAACCGAGCAGAACCACCUUUGUGGGUGUGUGACACCCACAACAAACAGCACUACUAGGAAUCACUACACUACCGUCAUGAGUUUGUUUUUAUUCCAGUUGUACUCCUACUGUUUUUUUAAUGUAGAGUGUACUCUUUUGGGAGACUCUUCCUGGGAAAAAGAGGAUAUAACCAGUUCAUGGGAGAAAGAAGCAGACUGUGAUGACUGCUUUUGUCUUACAGUGUUACAGGACCAAACAGUCUCACGAGCAAACAGCUGAACACAAAAGCUGAGGUAAUUAUGUACCAUCAGCAAGUGCUUUUACAUCUCCUCUGGCUUUUUUUUUUUUUUCUUCAGAAACUGUGGGCACACUGAUGAGCAUUCCUCUUGAUCUUGACCACAGCAAAUGAACCUGCAUGUCAUUGUUGUAUUUCUUGGCCUUGGAGCAAGUCGAGCACAAGUCUCUUGUGGGAGAGAAAUGAAGAACUAAGGCUAACACAAAGGAAAUCUUUGAUACUUAGUUUAAAAAAAAGAAAAUGUGAUUUUCCACAUUGCACUGUGUUGCACUGCGCUGUAAAACAAACAAACAAACAAAAAAAAAAAACACAAAGCAAAACAAAAAAAAAAAAAAACAAAUGGCACUGUACCUCACCUGGGGAGCCACCACAGUUAUCGCACAGAGCUAAGUGUUAUCAUCACAGAACUGGAGUGGGGUUUUGUGGUUGGUGUGGACUGUGCCCCUCUGAAACGUGGCUUCAUCCGCUCUGUCCCAGGCGCCUGAGGUACAGUGUCGUUCGUUGUGAGCCAACUCUGUGUUACAGUUAUGAAUCAUGAGUCUUACAAGCAUGUGCUGUUGUGUUUUUAUCCUCAUAACAAAUUCUGUUGGAUUUUAUGUUCUUUUUGGUAAAAGUGAAGAACUGUUGUGGUCGCAGAAGAAUACUAGUAAAUUGUAGCUGACCGUGUAAAAGAUUAAUGGCGUUUGUUCACCAUUAAGACACUCCACACUGUAAUGAAUCUGACGUGUACAGACAGCAGCACAUUCCUGACAUACCUAUCAUUUGCCAGUAUUAAAGAGAAUCAGUGUUCAUUUACCUUAGAAGGAAUAUUCCAUUGUUUUGUGAGAAUGAGCGGCAGAAUGGCGCCCUGAUUAGUGGAUUGUGCUGACUUACUUUAUUUUUUCGUUUCUUUUAGCGUCUUUUUUUAAGCUAGUGUGUUUUUUUGCAAGGUUUUUUAUACAAAGUGUUGUGACAUCUGUUCUUUUAAAACCAGCAGAAGGUUGUGUAACAGAUGAAAAGUUGCAUCUUGUUUUUAAAGCAUUAUAGAAAGCAGUAUUAAUGACAGGGUGGUCAUAAGAUGGAACCAGUCGUGCACAAAAUAAAAUUAAAAAAAAAAAAAAAAAAAUCAGUUAAGAAUACAAAGCCUUCAUUUCAGCUCCUUGUAUACAGCUAUUGCAUUUUCCAGAGAGUGUAUGCAUUGAAGAGUCUGGUGCAUGGGGCUGAAAAAUUAUUAAAAAGUAUGCUAUCAUUGGAGCGGUAUGAUACCAAACUACUUCCAUCUUGUGUCAAGCUGACUUGCAUUGUUGGGAGAAAAAGGCAGCGUUGAGUUACCAAACACCCGCUACUCAACAUAGCUAAGCAAAAUGUCUUAAAAUAACUUGCUGUUACGAUUUUAGUAUCCUCACAAUACAGUAUAUCCAAACAUAUGAAGCUGUUUUGAAGUAUAUGGAUUGUUUUAUGUCAUUUAAUGCUGAUGAGUAUCUAGACGGUUUAUGUAAUGAGACUGAUGCUAGAACACUGUAACACUGAGAAGAAGAACACUAUUUUGAUGGCUUUCUAUUACACUGUUGUCAAUGUCCAAUUAUAAUGAAAUAAUAACGACAUCGGCAUAG